Molecule: messenger RNA, 4907 nt
Organism: Alligator mississippiensis (American alligator)
Lineage: Eukaryota; Metazoa; Chordata; Crocodylia; Alligatoridae
Gene: MTSS1
Product: MTSS I-BAR domain containing 1
Exons: 16
Coding region: 226-2697 (823 amino acids)
Biological process (GO): positive regulation of actin filament bundle assembly; plasma membrane organization; adherens junction maintenance
Cellular component (GO): cytoplasmic side of plasma membrane; actin cytoskeleton
Molecular function (GO): actin binding; phospholipid binding
Source: RefSeq, a predicted model, not a curated record
CAGGUAGGAGAAGGACGAGGAACAGUGGGGGUUUUUGUUCCAAGCCUGUGCAGCGCUAAGGAAUCCAGUGAUUGUCUUGGCUGCCUGUAGGUUGGCUUUUUUACUUUUAAUUUUUAUUUUUUUUUAAUGAGAUUUUAGCGUGAGGUGGGGGACCGGGGGUGGGGGGGCCUCUUUUCUAGCCUGGUGGUGAAAUUGCAGCAGUUUGCGUGUGCUGGAGCCGGGAAAAUGGAGGCUGUGAUAGAGAAGGAGUGCAGCGCGCUCGGAGGGCUCUUCCAGACCAUCAUCAGCGACAUGAAGGGAAGCUACCCAGCUUGGGAAGACUUUAUAAAUAAAGCGGGGAAGCUGCAGUCUCAGCUGAGGACUACAGUAGUAGCAGCUGCUGCCUUCUUGGAUGCCUUUCAGAAAGUGGCUGACAUGGCUACUAACACACGUGGUGGUACCAGAGAAAUUGGGUCUGCCCUAACCAGAAUGUGCAUGAGGCACAGAAGUAUAGAGUCCAAACUCAGGCAGUUUUCAAGUGCUUUAAUUGACUGUCUGAUAAACCCACUUCAAGAACAGAUGGAAGAGUGGAAGAAAGUGGCCAAUCAACUGGAUAAAGACCAUGCAAAAGAAUACAAAAAAGCCCGACAGGAGAUAAAAAAGAAAUCGUCAGACACACUGAAGCUACAGAAGAAAGCAAAGAAAGGAAGAGGAGACAUCCAGCCGCAGUUGGACAGUGCAUUACAAGAUGUCAAUGAUAAGUACCUACUUCUGGAAGAAACAGAGAAACAGGCUGUUAGGAAGGCCCUCAUUGAAGAGCGUGGCCGAUUCUGUACUUUCGUCUCGAUGCUACGGCCUGUGAUAGAAGAAGAAAUUUCAAUGCUAGGAGAAAUAACCCACUUACAGACCAUUUCAGAUGACCUGAAAAGCCUCACCAUGGACCCUCACAAACUGCCAUCUUCAAGUGAACAGGUAAUUCUAGAUUUGAAAGGUUCAGAUUACAGCUGGUCAUAUCAGACGCCUCCAUCUUCUCCCAGUACUACCAUGUCUAGAAAGUCCAGUGUUUGCAGCAGUCUGAACAGCGUUAACAGUAGUGAUUCCCGGUCAAGUGGCUCACACUCUCACUCACCUAGUUCACACUAUCGCUAUCGCAGCUCCAAUCUGCCACAGCAGGCACCCAUGAGAUUGUCCAGUGUGUCAUCCCAUGAUUCUGGAUUCAUGUCCCAGGAUGCUUUCCAGUCCAAAUCGCCAUCCCCCAUGCCACCAGAAGCUCCUAACCAGAAUUCGUCCAGCUCUGCCUCUUCAGAAGCCUCUGAAACCUGCCAGUCAGUGAGCGAGUGCAGUUCCCCCACCUCAGUCAGCUCAGGCUCCACCAUGGGGGCUUGGGCCUCCACAGAGAAGUUGUAUAAUGGGUUUUAUCACUGUAGUUUACCAAGUGACCCAUCCGUAGCUUCAUUUGGUGCAGGUUCUUUCCCUCAUUACCUGCCUGCAUCCCGCGCAUGGAGUCGGGCUUCCUCAGCCCUCCAUCCAGACUACGUUCAUUAUUACACCAUUGGGCCUGGCAUGUUACCAUCAUCUAAGAUCCCUAGCUGGAAGGAUUGGUCUAAGCCCGGCCCCUAUGACCAGCCUACGGCAAACACCUUGCAACGCCGCAAAGAAAAACGUGAGCCAGACCCUAAUGGAGGAGCCCAGAGCGGACCACUUCUGCCCACUGAGGAGGCCCAGAGACCUCGGAGUAUGACUGUGUCAGCAGCCACAAGGCAAGGAGAGGAGAUGGAAGCAUGUGAGGAGCUGGCUUUGGCUCUGACAAGGGGUCUGCAGCUGGACACCCAGAGAAGCAGCAGGGAUUCCUUACAGUGUUCCAGUGGCUACAGCACUCAGACCACCACGCCUUGCUGUUCAGAGGACACUAUUCCAUCACAAGAACUGGCGGGGAGCAAGGAGGGGCUGAGCCGGAUUCCGUUCCUCUCGCAUCAACAGAACUGUGGACUAAGCCUGGAUCAGUUGCACCUGGGCAAGUCUGUUAAAGUUUCAGAUUACGAUUAUUUCUCAGUGAGUGGUGACCAGGAGGCAGAACAACAAGAAUUCGACAAAUCUUCAACCAUUCCGAGAAACAGCGACAUCAGCCAGUCCUACCGGCGAAUGUUCCAGGCCAAGCGCCCUGCUUCUACUGCUGGCCUGCCAACAACUCUGGGACCGGUGAUAGUUACACCUGGUGUAGCAACCAUCAGACGGACCCCUUCCACCAAGCCUUCGGUCAGGCGGGGCACCAUCGGGGCAGGCCCUAUUCCAAUCAAGACCCCAGUCAUUCCUGUCAAAACACCCACUGUACCAGACGUCCCGGGGGGACUGCCAGGCACCCUGGCUGGGGCAGAAGAAUCUGCUGAGCAGAGUCCUGAGUCUCCCUCAGCAGAUGGUGGCCAAGGAGCCAUGCCUUCUUCCUCGUGGAGCGGACAAGCAUCUGUCAACCCUCCACCACCCAGCCAGAAACUGAGUACUACUGAUGAACAGAGGCAAGCAGUUCCUGAAAGUGAGGGAGAAGAAAGUGAGAAGGAGAGUUCCAGCAUGCUUGCGCCCCCAUGCCAGCCACAGUCGGACCUGGGGGACACGAGUCCUGGAGACGCCCCACAAGGUGAAGACAUGCUCAAUGCCAUUCGCCGUGGCGUCAAGCUGAAGAAGACCACCACCAACGACCGCUCGGCACCUCGUAUUUCCUAGACGUGAGAACACUGCCAGAGUACUAGUCACUGAGAAUGAACUGUGACAAAACCUUACCUGUCUCUAUCCAUUCCAAUCUGUAAUCAAAUGAUUUUGUAGGAAACUCGGUAACAGACAGUUUUGAAAAUACUCUAAAAGAGAAAAUGAGAAGAAAGUGCAUAGUAACAGACAUGCUCCUCACUGGUGUUUUAAUUUGUAAAUACCAACGAUUUUGUUUCUGCACAUUUUUGAUCCAAGCUAUGCUUUUAUUUUCUGAAGGUGCCAAAUCCCAUUUAACUUUUUUAUAACUUUGUAAAGUUUUCAGUGCAUAGGAGAACAAAGUUAAGUCAUUAACUUCAGCAAGGGGAUUUAAUGCAUUUGGCUUUUUUGCAAGCUUUUUUAGAGCGCCUUGUAAUAGUGAGGUUAAACACAAAUGGGACUUAUUUUAAAGUUUUUAAGUGAACCAGUAAGGAAUAGAUCCUCAUCUAAGUAUAAUGAAAUGUGUUCAUACAAAAAGCAGGAAUGGCAAUUGACAAUAAAAGCAAUAUAAUGCAAGGAAGAAACCUGCAAUUGGUAGAAUAUUUGGGAAGAACGCGGGAGGGGAAUGCCAUCAAAAUAGCAGAUGCUGUUGCACAAAGUAGCCUAGUAGGAUUAAUUACUAGAAGCUUCAUGGUAAAUGCAUCAGAAUAAGCCAUAUUGGAUUGCAGUGUUUGUUUCUCUGGGUGUUUAAAGAUAACCCCCCUCCCCGCCCACAUUUCUUGUCCACAGAGCAACAACUUGAAGUCACAUGCAUGCUGCUGUCACUGUGUAGGCUUAGUUCUUCCUCAUUCACUUUCUGUUCUGCUCAUCCUUUCAUUGAAGUUCAAAAAAGUUCAAGAGGCUUAAGGCAGUUACAAAUGUGAAGACAUUUUAAAAUGUCGGCAGGGAGUUCUUAGAUAUAUCAAAAUGCCUUUUACUGACUGUGCCCAGCAGGCUGGGCACCUUGAAAAGCCCAAAUAUUUUAAGAAAACAUUUAAUGGUUUGACAGCGGUAACCAGCUUGACAUCUAGAAAAUUGCAGAUGUUUCUUUCCGAUACAGGGGCUUGUUUUUCUUACCUUCUUUUAAAUGGCAGAUGAUUGGCUUUUACUAAAUACUGAAAGGGAGGGGGUGGGGGGAGGGGUGACUGAUUUUUAUUUAAUGUUACGGGGAGGCUGACCACUAUAUUCUCUUUUGUAUCCUAGGUAAUGUACUUUUGGAAUGUUAUUGAUAGAAUUAUAGAUAAGUUGUUUUUUUUCCUUCAAGUAAAAAUAAGUUAUUGCUGCGAUACCCAUCUCCUAAAGCCAAGAGAAAUGUGGAGAACUCAGGGUGACACUAGUGUUCAGUCCAAAAGGGUACCUGCAGUCUGCCUGUCCACAUCAGAACCGUGCAUGAGAGCGACACCAGACUUCUUUACAUUUGUGACUGUUAACAUGCAUCAAAAAAACUGUGUAAGGGGCUUGUUUGCACCCGACACCCUGCAGAUUUCUCUUGGCUCUAGUCUUGCCUACAUAACCUCUUAUGCUUUAAUACAUAACUGCAUUGGGUGUGAGCCUUGUAACUGUAUAGUCACUGUGUUCUAUAUAACAUUUUACACUGCUGUGGUUGCUUAACAUUUUUGUUACGGCUUUAAAGCAAAAAAGGCAUGAUUCUUAGAAGAUGUUAAACCUUCCUUUCUUUGAAAAACAAGCUCCUUCUUACAGAAUAUAAUAAACAGUAGUGCCUGUGGUGUAGCCCACCAAUCUUGAAUCAAGUAGCUGAUGCAUUGUGCAAAUGAGGCUUUGAGAUGGUUUUUGCUUAAACAAAAACUGAUAGGAGAUAAUAGGUAAAAGUGUUAUUUAAACCUUUGAAAUAAAUGGAUGUAACUGUACCGGAGUACAGCUUUUCACUUGUUUAGUUCUUAAACGUUAGUAUAAUCUCAGUAAAAUUUAAUAUAAAAUGUUGCCAAAUUCAAUGUAGAAAGAAUGUGACAAGACCCUUUGGAUAGUUCUAUUGUUUGUGUUUUUGCAUAUUGUAAAAGCAGUGUCACAGCUAAAAAUAAAAUGUUUCUAAUGGUAAAUUAUUGUGGUUUAGUUGCUAGUUUGUACUGAGAGUUGACCUCUCUGUGUGCAGUUUUUUGUUCUAAACUGGUAUAAAUAAUUGCUGUAACUGUGUCUCCCUUCUACAUUGUAAUGAUUGCUUCAGCCUACAUUAUAAAUAAAGAACUGCUGGAAAA